GGCGAUUUGACCUUGUAAUGAUUAGUAUUUAGAUAAUAUAAAUAUAUCUUAAGUAAUGGAGUUACUAUGUCUCUGAGUCUUUAGAUUUUUUUUAAAAAAUAUUUUAAUUGUUACUAUUCGAUAUUGUACAUUAAAAAGAGAAAAAAAAGAAGAAAUUUAGUUGCUAUGAGCAAUAAAAGAAUUAAACAAUCUAUGCCAAUAUGGUCAACAUGUUUUUGUAUUGAUACUCAUCGUUGUGGAUUAUUUAAACAAACCAAUCGAAAAUUAGCUUAUUUCAUACAAAAAGGUAAUCUUCCAGCAAUUGAACAUAUAUUGAAACGAAUAAAACAACCAUUAAAUAAUUUAACUAUAAUUGUGAAACGACAUCAAUUCAAUACAUUCUAUCCAUAUUUAAUGAAUCAUCAUCAUCAUCAUUAUUUUUAUCAAGAAUGUUCACCAGUUCUAUGGGCUAUAGAUUGUUUACAAUGGAAUGUUUUACCAUUAUUAUCCUAUUAUGGUAUCGAUAUCAAUCGUCCACAAUUAUGUCGUCGUUGGACAAAUUGUAUAUGUAAAAAGAAUUCACGAUCAAAUAAUAAUAAUAAUAUAUUGCCAUAUCGGAAAUUUUGGACACAUGGUCAUUAUACAUAUCAAUCUGCAUUAGAUUAUUUCUUUGCUAGUAUUUAUGAAUAUAUCAAUGAUAAUUAUUUAAAUGAUAUUAAUCUAUUAACAUUUUAUAAUAUACAUUUAACAAAUCUAUUAACAAAAGGUAUUGAUAUACAUCGUAUUAAUUCAGUAAUUAUAUUUAAUUUAUUAGCAAUUAGUUUUAAUCAAUCUUUAUAUCAAUCUAUCACAUCUAUAAAUAAUCAUUUAAUAUUAACAAAAAUCAAUAAUCAAUCAUUUAUUGAAUUAUUGAUUAUUAAAAAACUUAUUAAAAAUGGUUAUUCACAAUUUGAAUGUAUGGAUUAUUUAUAUUCCUAUUGUAAUUGGUUUAGUAUAUUAUUAUGUAUAUUAUGUCAUCCGAAUAUUGAUCUAUAUCAUAUUAAUAAUAAUAAUAAUAAUAAUAAUAAUAAUGGUAAUAAUAAUAGUAAUGAUAGUAUGAUUAGUAACAAUAAUAAUAGCAAUAAUAAUAAUGAUAGUGAUAGUAAUAAUAGUAAUAGUAAUGAUAAUAAUAAUAGUAAUAAUAAUAAUAAUAAGAUGCCAAAAAUGAUAAAACAAUCAAUAUUAUUAUUGAUUAAUUUACUUGUAUUAAAAUGUACUAUUCCAACUAUAGAAGAGUUUUCGGAAUUCAUUGAAAAUUUACCAUUAUGUAAAUUAUAUAUUAAAUAUAAUAAUAAUAAUAAUAAUAAUAAAUAUAAUGAAUUUUAUAAACGUUUAAUUCAAUUACAUCAAUUAUGUAAUCAAUUAAUGAAUAAACCAUUUAGUUUAAAAUUAAUAACAAGAAAUCAAAUAAGAAAACAAAUUGGUGGUAUUGAUUUUCACAAAAAAAUCAAUAAUAUUGAUUUACCUAAACAAUUAAUUACCUUUAUACAAUAUAUUAAUUAUGAACAAUUUGUAAUUAUGAAUGAUAUACCAAAACAAUUCAUUCAAUUUAUACAAAGUGAAUGGAUUGAUAUGAAUUCAACUAUAGAUUGUAAUGAUAAUACAUUGGAAGAAUCUAUGAAUAUAUUCAAUCAAUCGAAUGAUUUAGAACAGAUCAAUAAUCAUGAUAAUAAUCAUGAUAACGAAGAACAAUUACCUAUGAAUAAUAAUAAUAAUAAUAAUAAUAAUAAUAAUAAUAAUAAUAAUAAUAAUAGUUUACAACGUGGUAGAGCCUCAGAACGUCAACAUAUUCAUAUGUAUCAAAGAAGAAUAAAUAAACAUAAACAAUCAUUAAGACCUACAUCUGCUCCAUUACUUAGAACAUUUGUUAGAUAAGAAAGAAGAAAAAAAAGAUUAUCUUUUUUUUAUUUACGUGGAAACUACAUUUAUCUCAGGGAUUAUAACAACCACCACCACAACGAAAAAAAUAAAUAAUGAAAUACUGAUCCUUCAAUGAUUUUUAUUGAUUUAAUUUUCUUGUUACCUUCUCUCUCUUCCCCCAAUAUUUAUUUGUUUAUGAUAAAAGACAUAAAAUUAUUGUUUUAUUAAAUUAUUCAAUUGAUUAUUAAUCAAAUCAAGUGUAAAGAAUGUUCUAAUUUUAUUUUAUUAUUAUUUAUUGUUGUUCUCCUUAUCAUUGGUGGUGAUGGUGGUGUUGUGUUGUUAUUUUGUCCGAAUGAUUCUUUUCUUAUUUCUAUUGAUUGUAUAUUGAUUUUUUGAUAUUUUGUUAGUACCACAUAUUAAACCUAGAAUACAAUUAAUGAACAUUCCCAUUAUGCUUAGACUUUGUAAAUUAUUGAUUAGUUCAAUACUUAUUUAUAUUGUUAAUGUGAUACAUAAAUAAUACCAUAGUCAAGAGGGGGGGAGAGGAUUGUUUUUCUUAUUACAUCAUUAUGCUUGUUCGUUUGUUUGUUUUUUUGAGAAAGAAAACAUUUUUUUUAUACAGAAAUUCUUUAAUAACCUUAAGUACAAUCUUUGACAAGAUCAAUAUGUAUGUUAAUCGUUUGUUUAAUUUAUGAUCAAUUUUAUCAACGAUCAAAUCUAAUCUUCAAAUGAUCACUUACUUACUUACAUACGCCUGUUACUCCUUGUGAAAGAGUAUAGGCCGCUCACUAGCAUUUUCCAUCUAACCUUAUCUUGGGCUUCAAUAAUCAAUUCAAUGAUUAUUGAUUUUAAAAUCAUUCAAUAUUUGAUUGUUUAUUGUUUGUAUUUUGUUUUUCCUAUAAAUAUUUGUUUGUUUACUUGUUACUAUGUAUGUAUGUAUGUAUGUUUAUGUUGAUCACUUGUAAAUAUAUAAAUAUCGAUUUAGAUAUAGAAGAUUUAUGAUAAUUAAAAAAAUUUUUUUUAGAAAUUGUCUAUUAUUUAUUGAUUUUUUGUUUAUUUAUUUAUUUAUUGAUUGUUUUUAAAGGAUAAAAUUUAAAAACAAAUAAAUAAACCAAC
Molecule: messenger RNA, 2994 nt
Organism: Schistosoma intercalatum
Lineage: Eukaryota; Metazoa; Platyhelminthes; Trematoda; Strigeidida; Schistosomatidae
Source: the annotation of a GenBank genome assembly